Molecule: messenger RNA, 678 nt
Organism: Brugia malayi
Lineage: Eukaryota; Metazoa; Nematoda; Chromadorea; Rhabditida; Onchocercidae
Gene: Bma-kin-10
Exons: 6
Coding region: 1-678 (225 amino acids)
Cellular component (GO): protein kinase CK2 complex; cytoplasm
Molecular function (GO): protein kinase regulator activity
Source: RefSeq, a predicted model, not a curated record
AUGAGUAGUUCAGAGGAAGUGUCAUGGAUCACAUGGUUUUGCGGCCUACGAGGAAAUGAGUUCUUUUGUGAGGUAGACGAGGAAUAUAUCCAAGAUAAGUUUAAUUUAACUGGUCUCAAUGAGCAAGUUCCACACUACCGGCAAGCACUUGAUAUGAUUUUGGAUUUAGAACCAGAUGACGACUUUGAAGACAAUCCGAACCAGUCAGAUUUAGUUGAGCAAGCUGCUGAAAUGCUUUAUGGAUUAAUUCAUGCUCGCUAUAUUCUUACAAAUCGCGGAAUCCAGCAAAUGAUUGACAAGUGGCAUGAUCAUGACUUUGGCGUAUGUCCUCGUGUUUAUUGCGAGAAUCAACCAAUGCUACCAAUAGGUCUUUCGGAUGUACCUGGCGAAUCAAUGGUUAAACUCUACUGUCCUCGUUGUUGCGACGUUUAUGUGCCAAAGUCAUCAAAGCAUCAGAAUACUGAUGGUUCUUAUUUUGGUACAGGAUUUCCUCACAUGCUUUUCUUUGUGCAUCCGGAAGAGAGACCAAAGCGACCCGCAACAAGUUUCGUUCCACGAUUGUAUGGUUUCAAAAUACACCCUACUGCGUACACUUUACAGUACCAGCAAAGCCAGUGCAAUGUGAUGUCGACAAUUUCGCAGUGUUAUGUGUGGUCUUCACGAAGUAGAACUGAGUGA